This is a messenger RNA of Orussus abietinus, 6579 nucleotides long. RefSeq names its product F-box only protein 11 (gene FBXO11). NCBI's taxonomy places the organism in Eukaryota, Metazoa, Arthropoda, Insecta, Hymenoptera, Orussidae. The transcript is spliced from 8 exons. Gene Ontology annotation, biological process: protein ubiquitination; ubiquitin-dependent protein catabolic process; regulation of apoptotic process. The record is from RefSeq and is a predicted model, not a curated record. Gene Ontology annotation, molecular function: zinc ion binding; protein binding. Bases 25 to 2850 code for a protein of 941 amino acids.
CCGAGCCCAGCAACCCCGCCCAAAAUGCCGAGCGCCUCGUUCACCUCGUCGCGCAGCUACGUGAGAAGAUCCCGCAGGAAAGGCGCCAACCGGAUCCCCUUGCCCUCCAGGACUACCUCCGCUGAGCCAUGCGAACUACCAUGUCCAGCGCCAAAUCAAAUCCCUCCAGGAGGUGGAGUAGGCGGUGGGAGUGGAGGUCGAGGGUCUUCACCCAGCGUAUCUGGAGUAGCUGCGCCAUCUCCUCUGUCCCAUUCACACUCUUCUCCAUAUGACCUGAGACGUAAAAGUCCUCCUCAUCCGGACCCAGCACCUGGCACGAGCUCUGCUCUACCUCCACCCGGUGGCAGUAGCAUCGCAGCAACCCUUGGUUCAUCUUCUCUUCCUGCAAGAAAGCGACCUCGGCGAACUUGCUCUCUAUCUACAGAUGGUGCAAAUACAAACACAGCUGCACACUAUCUGCAAUAUGAAUUACCAGACGAAGUACUUCUCACAAUAUUCAGCUACUUGAUGGAGCAAGACCUGUGUCGGGUAUCGCAGGUCUGUAAACGAUUCCAAGUAAUUGCUAACGAUACCGAACUGUGGAAGUCGCUUUACCAACAAGUCUACGAAUACGACUUGCCGCUGUUCACCCCUGCACCCUGCAAGUUCGAAUUCAUAUCCCCCGACGAGUCGGACUAUCCAAACCCAUGGAAGGAGAGCUUUCGACAGCUGUACAGAGGGGUGCACGUCAGGCCAGGGUUUCAAGAGUUGAAGCUGAAAGGGAGGAAUCUACCGUACUUCAACACGGUGCAGGGUGCGUUGGAUUACGUCGACGAGUACAGGAGCAGCAGCGGGUCUUCUCCAAACAGUAGCACGAGUCCGAGCAGUAGCCAGGGGAAUUGUUGCGGGAACACUUCCCAGUCGUCGGAGGAAGCGCCGCAACAUUUAGUGUUCCUUCAUGCCGGCACGUAUCGCGGGGAGUUUCUAGUGAUCGACAGUGAUGUGGCUUUAAUCGGAGCGGCCCCUGGUAAUGUCGCGGAGUCUGUUAUUCUGGAAAGAGAGAGCGAGUCGACGGUGAUGUUCGUCGAAGGGGCCAAGAGAGCCUACGCGGGACAUCUCACGUUAAAAUUCACUCCCGAUGUCACGAGCACGGUUCCGCACCAUAAGCAUUACUGUUUGGAGGUCGGCGAAAAUUGUAGCCCCACGGUAGAUCACUGCAUCAUCAGGAGUUCGAGUGUCGUCGGAGCAGCGGUGUGCGUGUCCGGAGUAGGCGCUAAUCCCGUGGUGAAGAACUGCGACAUUUCCGAUUGCGAAAAUGUCGGACUCUACGUCACCGACUACGCGCAGGGUACCUAUGAGGACAACGAGAUCUCGCGAAACGCCCUGGCCGGCAUCUGGGUGAAAAACUAUGCGAAUCCGAUUAUGCGGCGGAACCACAUCCACCAUGGCCGCGACGUCGGCAUAUUCACGUUCGACAACGGGCUCGGUUACUUCGAGGCAAACGACAUCCACAACAACCGAAUCGCCGGUUUCGAGGUGAAGGCCGGGGCCAAUCCGACGGUGGUGCACUGCGAGAUCCAUCACGGUCAAACCGGCGGAAUUUACGUCCACGAGAACGGCCUGGGCCAGUUUAUCGACAACAAAAUCCACUCGAACAAUUUUGCCGGCGUGUGGAUAACGUCCAACUCGAACCCGACCAUUCGCAGGAAUGAGAUUUAUAAUGGACAUCAAGGCGGUGUAUACAUAUUCGGAGAGGGAAGAGGUCUGAUAGAGCAUAACAAUAUAUACGGCAAUGCCCUGGCUGGCAUACAGAUACGGACGAACUCGGACCCCAUUGUUAGGCACAAUAAAAUCCAUCAUGGACAGCACGGUGGGAUUUAUGUUCACGAAAAGGGACAAGGUUUAAUCGAAGAGAACGAGGUGUAUGCGAACACCCUGGCCGGGGUUUGGAUAACUACGGGAUCGACGCCUGUUUUAAGAAGGAACAGGAUUCACAGCGGAAAACAGGUGGGGGUUUAUUUUUACGACAACGGUCACGGGAAGCUGGAGGAUAAUGACAUUUUUAACCACCUCUAUUCGGGAGUACAAAUAAGAACUGGCAGCAACCCUGUAAUACGAGGAAACAAAAUAUGGGGCGGGCAAAACGGAGGCGUCCUGGUGUACAACAGCGGAUUGGGGCUGCUGGAACAGAACGAGAUUUUCGACAACGCCAUGGCGGGCGUUUGGAUCAAAACCGACAGCAAUCCGACGCUGAAGAGGAACAAAAUAUUCGACGGUCGGGACGGAGGCAUUUGUAUAUUUAAUGGAGGAAAAGGAGUUUUGGAGGAAAAUGAUAUAUUCCGAAAUGCGCAAGCGGGCGUGCUCAUUUCCACACAGUCGCAUCCGGUGCUUAGGAGAAAUCGAAUUUUUGAUGGACUGGCUGCGGGAGUUGAGAUUACUAAUAAUGCUACCGCCACAUUGGAGUUCAAUCAAAUUUUCAAUAAUCGAUUUGGUGGGCUGUGUUUAGCGAGUGGUGUCCAGCCGACAACUAGAGGUAAUAAAAUAUUUAACAAUCAAGACGCAGUGGAGAAGGCAGUGGGGAAUGGUCAAUGCUUGUAUAAAAUCUCUUCGUACACUUCGUUUCCCAUGCACGACUUCUACCGCUGUCAAACGUGCAACACCACUGAUCGGAAUGCCAUAUGUGUCAAUUGUAUAAAAACCUGUCACGCUGGACAUGACGUAGAAUUCAUCAGACAUGAUAGAUUCUUUUGCGACUGCGGCGCCGGGACGUUGAGUAACCAAUGCCAACUUCAGGGUGAGCCAACGCAAGACACGGACACCUUAUACGAUAGCGCAGCUCCUAUGGAAUCGCAUACACUCAUGGUUAACUAGGAACUAACUUAAUCUUAUCUAACCAAUCAAACGACUCUGAACCCGUAAGUCCCCAACGCAUUGUACGAAAUAAUCCAUUGCCGAGUUCUUCGACAUUAUCACCGGAACAAUUGCCAUGUCGUGUACUAUUGUUUAUCCUUAAUAUUUUAGGUACUAAUUAUUGUUAGCGUCAUUUGUACAGUAACGAAACAGUCUCGAAGUGAUUUUUGCAACUUAUUUGAGAACAACUAGAGUGCGGUCGUUAGAGGGGAAGAAAGAGAGAGAGAGAGAUAUAUAUAUAUACACACCAUUUCGGAAGUGAAAGAGUGAACUCGUGGUAAUGUAAAGAACUCCGCAACCAGUAUCCAUCCCCGCAGGAAAAACGUUAAUUCUAAAACUAGUGAACGUGGAAAGGACUGAGAUCGCGUAAUCAAUUUAAAGUGGCGCUGCGAACUAACCGGUGGUUACAAUUAAUUGGGAGAAAUACCCGCAAAUCCAUUGGUUGGUCUCGCCUGUUGAUCGCCGAGGCGUCCUCGGUUUUAUAUACGAAAUCUACGUAGAGCGGGGAAAAAGGUGCGAAACUUGUGUGUACAAUAGACGCGCGCACGCCUUACGAUACAACGGCGAAUUACGUCUUUGGGGCACGGAGGUGAAUUAUAUAAUUAAAUAUAAAUACAGUUCCGCGAAUGUAAAUUGUGUAUAACACGGACAGACUGAUCAAUUAGUAGCGAUGUGUUUACGCGACGAAUAAAAAUUAUUGACUUAACUAUUGUUCCGGGUGUGACGUGCCGAAUCGUGUGCCGUUCACUUGCGAUCGAUUUACAAGGAUCCGUGCGUCGGUGCGUAAAGAGACAUUGAAAAAACAGUGCCACGUCCGACAUUACUCGUGGAAUUGAACGGUCACGUUGAGCCGAUGGACUGAAAACACGAGGAUUCCGUUCGACAAUAUCUCGGGACGUCGACGAGUCGAGAAAUGGGAGGAUUGCUGCUAUCGGGCGGAAGUAGUCGAAGUUCUACAGCGAAGAACACAAAAACAUAUAACCCGAAUCAAAUGUCUAAACAAUGUGAUACGUAUAACUCGCCCGGGAAUAUCGACCGAAGGCGCAAUCCAGUAUAAUCAAAAUUGAAUGGAACGUUUGUUGGCUACGUGUGAUCAUUUCUACGAGGGGUUUAAAAAAGAAAAAGAAGAAAAUAAUACCUAACGACGUCCAUACACUCGACUCUCGGAUUCCACUGCUGCAUCGUGAAUUGUGAUGGUCCUAAUCUGCCUAAGGGCAAAGUGCAUAAUAAGAGGAAGGCGAAGGAAUAUAUAAAGUAAUUUAAACGAUAUACACACGAUGUAGGAGGAUGCAUAUACCAGUGAAACAAAUUAAAACGAACUAAAAUUAUAUACAAGAACACGUACUGUUUCCGCGGAGCAGUUUUCAAAGUAAUCUCGAGUUUUUAAAGGUAAUCCGAUUUCAUUUUCUUUUUUUUUCUUUUUUUAAAGAAGUAACUACGUUAGUGGUAAUGUCUAAUCUUAUAACUGUAACCGUAUCUCUCUCUUUCUUAAGUGAGAAAGGGAGGGAGAGAGAAGUGCACGCGCGUGUACUAAAAGAAGCGCCUAUUAGCGGUAAUUCUAGACUCAACCAACCUCCAUCUACGCAAAUACGAGUAAAUAGAUAAAAGAUUUGAAAUUAUUAGCGCAAUCUCUUGCUGAGCUGGCAAGACCUUGCAUCGCAUUCAUUAUUGUAUGUAGUACUUUUGUAUGUCCCUCUGGUAAAGUGGGUAAGUGGUACGUGGAAAUUGCCUUUGACUAUUUACAGGACCUAAGGUCUAUACCAUUAUAUAUAUACAACGGUGUCAUAUUAUACAUAGUAUAACUACGUAUGACCUACCCAUUAAUGCUUACUGAUAUAGACGAUAUCAAAGGCAAUGUUCACUAAUGCACAUUAGACCUCGGAAAGCUUGAAACACUGUGUCGUGAGUGAUGAUGUAUGCUAUGUUGUUUCGUUUUAAUAACUGUCUAUCGCGAUUCAGUUUCGAAACUUACGACUAAAGGAAGUGCAGAGACAAUGUGAUAAACGCGCGUUAAGUAGAAUCGGAUACGCCUGUCACUACGAUGCAAUUUUGCCAAUUCGGUGGAUUUUUCACAGCGGUCGUCUUCUCGCUACUGAAAAUGCAACACGGAAGAGUGUCAAUUGAUAUCUUUUUCUAUUGAGAAGAACUUUCUUAUUUCGUCGAAUGGUUUCUUUCAAGAAUUUUAUCUGUGUUCGUUUUGAAUGUCAACCUGAUAUUCCACUGAAGUUCUGGAACGAACGGUCGUGUUUUGUUUUCGUUUGAAAAUACUUUAAUAUGUAUUGUUCUUAGCCAGUUUUUAUGUUUUGAUAUUAAACGCGACAUGAUUUCUGUAAUGAGUGAGAAUAAUAGUGACUGCUAGGAUUUAAACAUAAAAUGAAUAUUUUAAAUUUGUAUUAGGUCUCAAAAUUGCAGAUAGAAAUGGUAUCAGGCCGUGUACGUCUUCUUGCAAUGAUUCGUGUAUUUUUUUAACACUCGCAAAAUGUGGAAAAAUGCAUUGAUAUCGUUUCCAUUUAUUCAUAUUCGUUGUUGUCACUGUACAUUGAAUGUAUACAUUUCUCUAAUUCAGUACAAUCUUUUGGAAUGUCUUUGAUUAUCAAAACUUAGAAACUGGUCCUUUUCCUACUUUUUAUUAAAAUGUGAUGGUAUCUUGUUUUGAUUUCUACAGUUUCAGUGAGAUGUUUCUUUGAGUAGGACAAUUUCAUGAUGGAAUCCACGUUCUAGAUGGGGUCAAUUGAUUUAUUUUUUGAUUAUACAUUCGCAACAAUGAUAAGGUCGCAGUGUUGCUAAUAAAUUUAACGGUUUUCAACUGUUUCCUGAUUUAGGCUUCCAUGGUAAAUGAAUCCCGCAAAAUUAACGGAAUAAGUUGAAACAUAUGUCUGUGCUUUCUUUCUUCCCAGAGUUUCAAGAGUGUUGAGUAAUACUUACCCUGAACACAUUGUUUUGCGCAGCAGCCAUCUAGAAAAGACGAUAAUUUAACCGACGAUAUAUCUACGGUCUUCUAUUGAUAUACAUUAGAACGCCAAUUAUCCGAACACUGAUUAAUAUCAAUACCUUUAUUAGUUAUCGCAUUUUUCCUGUAUUGAAAAAAUUAGUACGGUAACAAUAUUUAUUUAAUUUCAUUGACCUGUAUAUAAUUUAAUGAUUCAUGCAUCAGAAAAUAACAUUUCUCUUAACUAUGAUCCUAAAAAUUAUAUGAAUGAUAACGAAGGGAAAUCAUAAACACAAUUUUAAGUAAACAAUGAAAAAGCUUAAGAAGAACCAUAUGAUAGCGACUCUCGCAUCAAUGCAUACUGUAGUCUUUUUAUCACCGAUUCACUAGUGUGUCUUAUCACUUCGGUGCUUCUUUGUGUACACAAUAUAUUUUAAGGUUCCCCAUAAGAAAAAGUCUAAAGGCGUUAAAUCUUAGGGACGAAGUUAUACACCUUUUUCAUUGGAAUUAUUUUCUUGCGCUCUCACAGUUUUUUUUUUUUGUUCUAUGACAAUGCAUAAACUCUCGGCCGGACAGAUAAUUGUUAAGGAAAAUCUAUUACUUUGUAAUUCACCUGGUCCAAUGUGUUCGGAUAAAAUUGGCGUUCUUACUGUAUUUGUUUCCCAGUGGCUUCCACACUGCGUAAGUGGCUUCUCUCAGUUCCACGCAUUUUGAAAUGUUUAAAGGAAUACGAAAAAGUCAUGCCAAAAUCCGGCACGGUA